AUGGACUCUUCCAUUGAUAUCAGGAGAAGUCACCAAUCUUCAUAUGAGAGGCUUCUAGCUAUCAUCUUUACCAUACUGGCUGUGAUAUCUCCUCUUUAUAUUGAUCAACAAUCAUCGACUGAACUCGAAGAAGAUGAAGCGUUCAAUUUGUCGUUACUCCUUCCCAUCCUGCUCUUGAUCGUCAUCCUCGCCAUUAUUAUCUCCAGCUACAUGGAUCAAAACCGGUUUGAUCCAAACUGGAUUCACAGAGUCGGAGGUUCGUCUGGUGGGAUUCUUCUUAUUCUCACUAUUCUUAUUCUAGUUUUAAAGUGUAAAUCAUGA
Messenger RNA from Amaranthus tricolor (Joseph's coat), 321 nucleotides. RefSeq lists its product as uncharacterized. Lineage: Eukaryota; Viridiplantae; Streptophyta; Magnoliopsida; Caryophyllales; Amaranthaceae. The record is from RefSeq and is a predicted model, not a curated record. Bases 1 to 321 code for a protein of 106 amino acids. The transcript has a single exon.